Molecule: messenger RNA, 1557 nt
Organism: Galdieria sulphuraria
Lineage: Eukaryota; Rhodophyta; Bangiophyceae; Galdieriales; Galdieriaceae
Product: transcriptional adapter 2-alpha isoform 2
Exons: 6
Coding region: 54-1484 (476 amino acids)
Biological process (GO): regulation of transcription by RNA polymerase II; chromatin remodeling
Cellular component (GO): nucleus
Molecular function (GO): protein binding; transcription coactivator activity; zinc ion binding
Source: RefSeq, a predicted model, not a curated record
GAUUUCUUAUCUUGGAUUGAUUCCUGCAGUUCUUGUCGGUGACUUUUGGAAGAAUGGAUUCUUCCAAAAAGUCAACCAACCCAAAGUUGUCUGAAAGUGGGACAAAAGACAAUCGAGGAAACUCACAAGAUGGUCACAGGAAUAAGAGAGCACGAACAAAGUCUUCCUCGAGACUUUCGAGUCAAGGCUCCAUUGUAUAUUAUUGCAAUUAUUGUAAAAGAGAUGUGAGUAGAGUAUUGCAUAUUCGUUGUGCAGAGUGUCAGGAUUUUGACUUGUGCGUCGACUGCUUUUGGAAUGGCCUUACGCUGUGGCCACACCGUGAAGAUAGUCCAUAUCGUGUGAUAUCUCCCAUUUACUCUCCCUUAUACUGCGAAGACUGGACUGCUUUAGAAGAGGAAUUUCUUUUGGAUGGCCUGGAAAGAUUCGGGUUGGAUAACUGGACGGAAGUUGCUCAGCAUAUUCAAACAAGACACCCGUUGGAGACCAGAGCGCAUUAUGUUCGUACUUAUUUUAAUAGCGAAUAUUCACCUCUACCCGACCCUAAUACUGUUCUUUCACGGGAUAACACUGAUUAUUCUAUUUUUGUGACGGAUCCAGACCCCAAGUCAUUGCGUGUUAUGCAUCAUUAUACGGAGGAUGACAAUGCAGGUUGGAUGCCUAAACGAGGAGAUUUUGUUUAUGAAUGGUCAAAUGAAGCGGAAGAGAUUUUAGCAGAUAUGGAAAUCUCUCCCAACGAUAACAACACCGUUAAGUUGAACUCUUUGCAUAUGUCGAUAUUUGUUUUACUAACUCGUGCAAAGGAGAAGGAGAUAAAACUGCGACUUUUAGAAAUAUACAAUGCGAAAUUGGAUGAAAGAGAAAUGAGGAAGGAUUUCCUUCUAAAGAGAGAGCUGUUGGACACGAAAAGACGGGAAGCCCUUAUGAACAGCCUAAGUUCAUAUGAACGUGAACUAUAUGAAAAGCUGUGCGUUUUUGCUCGUUUUAUGCCACAAGAGGAUUUUCUUGAGUUGAUAAGAUCAUCUUCAGAAGAGAAAGAACUAAGAAGUCAAAUUUCCGAUUUACUACCAGUUCGACUCGCUGGAGCAAAGACAAUGGAAGAGUACAACGAGAUAGAGCCGAAGCAUUUAUCAACUCUUGACUUGAACCAGUCAGAAAAGGGAAAUUUUGGAGAGGAUAUUAGUCGCCCUGAAGAAAUGGAUGGAGCCGAACUGCUGUCAACCACAGAACUAACGCUGUGCAAGAAUUUAAAAAUCUGCCCCCAGCAACUUUUGAUUUUCAAGGAACAUCUUAUCCGUGAAUCUGCCAAAGCAGGUUUUUUACGAAGGAAAGAUGUCAAAGACCUUAUAAAGUACGAUACAGUUAAGGUCCUUCGAGUGUACGAUUACUUGAUAGCUUGCGGUUGGGUUAAUCCAGAACCUCCCAGUGAUACAACAGCUCCACAAGUGGCAGUGAACGUCCACGCUGGCAAUGGUAGUUCUAAAUAGUGCGACCAAUUUUGGCUUCUUCCGUAAAAAAGGUUUCUUGGAACGAAUGUGAAAUAAAUAAGACUUUUGUUCC